GUAAAUUCGCUCCCGGCGUCCGCGCUGAGGGAAAUGCCCGAAGCCACCCGGCUCGAAGCCAGCAGCGGGGACGAGGCCGAGAGCCCCAUGGAGAGCGGGGCCGCCCCGGAGAGCAGCAGGAGGAGGAGGAGGAGGCGGCGGCGGCACAAGAAAGAUAAAAAAGAGAGUGAGUCUAAACACCAUGAUAAAUCCAAGAAGAGGAAAUCCCGAACAGAGGAAAAUGGGCUGUCUGAAGAUGACCUUGAACCUCCCAAACUCAAAAAGAUGAAGGAGAGAGAGAGUGUGAAUGGAGAUACUGGGGAAAGAAGCCCGGAGCACAAGAAGAAAUCCUUCUCCCUAAGUAAUGGAGUCACCCCCACAAAAACACAAUGUAAUUUCAGUGAAGCAUCAAGUGGAGAGUGUGACAGCGAACAAGAGCAGGAACUGACUGUAGAGCAGAAGGAAGGUGCUUUCUCCAAUUUUUAUAUUUCCAAAAGGACUAUUGAGCUUCUUCGAGCUCGAGGUGUAACAUACCUGUUUCCUGUGCAAGUAAAGACCUUCAAGCACAUAUAUGAUGGCAAAGAUGUUGUAGCUCAAGCUCGAACUGGAACUGGAAAAACAUUCUCUUUUGCCAUUCCCUUGAUUGAAAAGUUUCAGGGAGAAAUGCAGGAGAGGAAAAGAGGCCGCACACCAAAGGUGUUAGUUCUUACUCCCACUAGAGAGUUGGCAAACCAGGUAGCCAGAGACUUCAAAGACAUCACAAAGAUACUCUCAGUGGCUUGUUUUUAUGGAGGAACUGCAUACAAUGGACAAAUUGAUCUAAUUCGAAGUGGUAUUGACAUCUUGGUUGGGACCCCAGGUCGAAUCAAAGACCACCUUCAGAAUGGCAAGCUUGAUCUUUCCAAACUCAAGCAUGUUGUCCUGGAUGAAGUUGACCAGAUGUUGGACAUGGGCUUUGCUGAACAAGUGGAGGACAUUUUACGAGUUGCGUACAAGAAGGAUUCUGAAGACAAUCCCCAGACAUUGCUGUUUUCUGCAACUUGCCCACAUUGGGUAUAUGAUGUGGCUAAGAAAUACAUGAAAUCCAGAUAUGAACAGGUUGACCUCAUCGGGAAGAGGACUCAAAAAGCUGCUGUGACUGUAGAACAUUUGGCUAUAGAGUGUCACUGGUCUCAAAAAGCAGCAGUUAUUGGAGAUGUCAUUAAGGUUUACAGUGGCAGUCAUGGACGGACCAUAGUCUUUUGUGAGACCAAAAAGGAGGCAAAUGAACUGGCCCUGAAUACUUCUAUUAAACAGGAUUGCCAGUCGCUGCAUGGUGACAUUCCUCAGAAACAAAGGGAGAUAACAUUGAAAGGUUUUAGAAAUGGAGUGUUUAAAGUUCUGGUUGCAACUAAUGUAGCUGCCCGUGGUUUAGAUAUCCCUGAAGUUGACCUGGUUGUACAAAGUUCACCACCAAAGGAUGUGGAGUCGUAUAUUCAUCGUUCUGGGCGCACAGGCCGAGCUGGACGGACUGGGAUGUGUAUCUGUUUUUAUCAGCGAAAGGAAGAAAGUCAGCUAAGACACCUAGAACAAAAAGCAGGAAUUACAUUUAAGCGUGUAGGUGUUCCUACUGCAACAGAUAUAAUAAAGGCUUCCAGCAAAGAUGUCAUCAGGUAUUUGGAUUCUGUUCCUCAAACUGCCAUUGACUAUUUCAAAGAGUCAGCUCAGGGACUAAUAGAGGAAAAGGGGGCAGUUGAAGCUCUGGCUGCAGCACUAGCCCAUAUUUCUGGGGCUACUUCCAUUGAACAGCGUUCCUUGCUCAACUCAGAUGUGGGAUUUGUAACAAUGACAUUGCAAUGCUCAGAAGAGAUAAACAACAUAAGCUAUGCCUGGCGAGGACUAAGAGAACAGCUGGGUGAUGAAAUUGAUAGGAAAGUGAACAGAAUGUGUCUUCUCAAGGGAAAAAUGGGUGUGUGUUUUGAUAUUCCUGCAGUGGAUCUUAGACAAAUACAGGGAAAAUGGCAGGAUUCAAAAUACUGGCAUCUGACUGUGGCAACUGAAUUACCUGAGUUGGCAGAAACCCAGCGAGAAGGAGGCAGAAGCUUCUACGACUCCAGGAAUGGGAGGCGAGGUGGCAGCUUUAAUAGAAACAGAUUCAGAAAUAGAGACCAGAAACGAAGUUUUGACUGAGCAUUUGAUCGCUAGCUCUUACAAUAAAAUUUGCAGAAAUGGGACUAAAAUACUUUUAUCUACAUUUAAAAAUGUCAUGUUCAUUAUAUGUUUGUGCCACUUGCAAAAUCUGUCAUUCAAAAUUUGUUUUUCCAGUAUUGCUAGGGAUGGCUGUAUACAGGACCAUUUCAGAGAGCAGUUUAAUUUAUUUUAAAAAAAUACCUUAUUAUCUUCCCCACAGCUGUGUGUAAAGAAUAUUCAUGAGCCUCCUCCACAGAGCCUUGUUUCAGGAUAUGUCUUUUGCAAUCAGAAAUCUGACUUGGGUUUACUACACAGUGUAUAUCAAAAUCUCCACUUGAAUUGGUCUCCAGUGGUGACUGAAACCUGUCCAUUUUCCAAAAUAAUUAAAAUACUGUUUCUACGUG
Molecule: messenger RNA, 2552 nt
Organism: Mauremys reevesii (Reeves's turtle)
Lineage: Eukaryota; Metazoa; Chordata; Testudines; Geoemydidae
Product: nucleolar RNA helicase 2-like
Exons: 15
Coding region: 34-2148 (704 amino acids)
Molecular function (GO): RNA binding; ATP binding; RNA helicase activity
Source: RefSeq, a predicted model, not a curated record